AUGGCGGCCGAAGAAGAAGAAUGGGAUUUAUCCUACGUCCCUUUCGACUACGAUCUCCUCCCGCGAGGCGACCUAGGCCCUCGUCUCAAUGCCACCGUAUGGACCUUCACCGGCGUCGCGGCCGUCAUCCUCAUUCUCCGCAUCUACUGCAAGCUCAGUAGGAGAAAAGCCCUGUGGCUCGAUGACCAUGUCCUCGUCGCAGCAUGGAUAUCCCUCGCCCUCCUCGGCUCCUUCAACUCCGCAGCAAUAUCCCUCGGCUUCGGCAAACACAGCUGGGAAAUCCCCCGCGACACCUUCGACUACCUCCUCCUACACUGCAACCUGGCCGGCACCUUCUCCAUCCUCGCCGCCGCCUGGAGCAAGACGUCCUUCGCCUUGACGCUCUACCGCCUCACCGCCGAGCGCCCCUUCAUGCGCGCCUUUCUCUGGUUCGCCAUCAUCUCCAUCAAUCUGGCCUGCGGCGGCGUCGUCGUCAUCACCUGGGCGCAGUGCACGCCGGUCGAGAAGGUGUGGCAGCCCAAUCUCGAGCCCGGCACCUGCUGGCCCAAGUCGAUCCACAUCAACUACAACAUUUUCGCCGCCGUCUACUCGGGCACCAUGGACAUUGUGCUCGCUCUCGUGCCUUGGAUCUUGAUUUGGAGGUUGACCCUGUCCAAGAAGGAGAAGUUUGGCAUGCUCGUUGCCAUGAGCAUGGGCAUUUUACUUUUGGCUAACAAAAUUCCCAUCAGCGCCGGUAUCGUCUCCUUUGUCAAAAUCAGCACCCUCUACGCCAUCGAGCACGCCGACAUGAUCAAGACAGUCGACCUCGUCACCUGGGGCGCGGCCGAAAGCGCCGUCACCAUCAUCGCCGCCUCGCUGCCCGUCCUCCGCGUCUUCGUCGUCACCCACGUCAAGUCGCGCAACGUCAACGAGCCCAACAGCAUGGCCACCGAAGAGAAAACCUUCCUGCGGCGGCUCGAUUUUUUUUCCACCGCCUCGACCCGCUCGCGCGGCAGCAGCCGGCCCGACUCGGGCGCGUGGCGGCCGUCGUCGCGCAACGGGUGGCGCAGGGUCGAGGUGAAGGACUGGCGGUGGAAGCAGCAACAGCAACAACAACAACAACAGCAGGGGGGGCAGCAGCAUAUGAGGUCGCCCACGGGUGAGCACAUGAACAUGCACGCCGACGACGUCGAGAUGGCGUAUCAGUCGGAGAGGAAGAGCCCGCUGCAGCCCGUGUACGAGAACCCGAGCAGCGAGGACUUUGAGUUUGGGUUCGAUUCCGAGGAAACGAGCAGGGAGGCGGAUUUGGAUGGGUUGCGGGCGCAUCCUCUUACGGCGCCUGGGCGGGCGGACUCGCGAGAUUUUCCGUUGCCGCCGACCUACAGCCCGAGAGGCUGA
This is a messenger RNA of Sodiomyces alkalinus F11, 1377 nucleotides long. RefSeq lists its product as hypothetical. Lineage: Eukaryota; Fungi; Ascomycota; Sordariomycetes; Glomerellales; Plectosphaerellaceae. The transcript is spliced from 3 exons. The record is from RefSeq and is a predicted model, not a curated record. The coding region runs from base 1 to 1377 and encodes 458 amino acids.